UAACUAAUCAGUAUAAAGAAUUUUUUUUCCUCUUUUGUUAGUAAAAAGAACAUUUUUUACAUAAUUUUCUUCAUGUGUAAAUAUUUACUUAUAACACUAUAAACAAAGUAUAAAUUGAUGAUUGUUAACGAUUUAUAUAACUGAAUACAUAAUUAAUAUAUUUUAUCACGCCAAUCGGACAAAAAAUAACCAUAGAUAUAUUUAUGGGCGAAUGUUAUGUCCAUGUGUAAUUUGUUAUAAUAAAGAGAAUGUGGAACAUAAGAAAGUUAUUUAAUACUUUUAUUAAGAGCCAAAAACCGCAGAUCUACAAACAAUGGGGAUCAAAUACAAUUGCUUUCAAAAUAAAUAUGUGUACUGAUACUAUAAAUAUAGAUUCCCUCUCUCAAGAAGAUAAAGAAAAAAUACUCCAAAUAAUAAAUAGCAAAGGCACAGAAGAUCUAUUGCAGUAUUCCAUUACUAAGAAGCGUGCGCAGAGUUUAGAAGACCAUCGCACAUAUAAUGGACCAUAUAACUCAUUGGAGGACUUAUUACAAGUUAAGGGUAUAAAUAACAAAUGUCUAUUCAAGUUCUACAAGUCAAUCAUAAGUAGUAAGACAAAGAGUCCCAGAAAAAUCACACGAGGCUUAAUCCUAACACCAAAAACUUUUAACCAAAAGGAUGUUAAUACAGUAUUAGGUAUAUACAUAGGAUCAAAUAUGAUAAGUUGGUCAUUGUUAAAUCGCGAUUGCGAAGUAUUACAAUGGAGCUAUAAGUCUUUUCCACAAAAUAAGUUGAAGAAAAAUAUUCAUUCUUUUCUUCAACUAACAUUACCAAUAGCUGCAAAAUUACCUAAAGCUGAUCGAUAUGUACUGCAGGACAUUGUUAAUAAUAUAGGCUAUCAGAAGGAUCGGUCGAUUUAUGUACAAGAGUCUGCGAUAACCGCUAUCAUUCUAUCGUACCUGGCAACAUCAAAUAGCAAAUUUAACAGUACUGCAGAAUUUGUAUUGAAUAAUGUAUUUAUAUUGCGCCAACGUGUUUUACCAAAAAUCUAUGGACUUGUAGUUGGUAAUGAAACUAUAGCUACAAAAUAUAUAAUGGAAAAGCUACUGCAAGAGAACGACAGAUUAAUGGAAACCAAAGAACGCCUGCCAAGUGUAUUAAUAAAGACAGAAUUAAGAAACAUGUACAAUGCGCAAAGUCCUGUCUAUCAAGAGCAAGUUAGUUGGUCUUUAUUGAUAGCAUUAGCUUUUUUAGAAUUAGUUGUACAUCAAAGACCUGAUAUGAUCGUUCGUAGCGACAUGUAAAAUCUAUUGCUUAUUGUUAUCUAAUAAUGUCAAUAAGAAAAUAAUAUUAAUAUUAUCGAUGAAUUUAUUUUGAAAUUGAUAUUAUAUAUAAUUGUUAAUAGCUAAUAAAAAGAUAUUUUUUGUUAUUUCCAA
Messenger RNA from Cataglyphis hispanica, 1415 nucleotides. RefSeq names its product transcription elongation factor, mitochondrial-like. NCBI's taxonomy places the organism in Eukaryota, Metazoa, Arthropoda, Insecta, Hymenoptera, Formicidae. The record is from RefSeq and is a predicted model, not a curated record. Gene Ontology annotation, molecular function: DNA polymerase processivity factor activity. The transcript is spliced from 6 exons. Gene Ontology annotation, biological process: transcription elongation by mitochondrial RNA polymerase; mitochondrial transcription. The coding region runs from base 249 to 1283 and encodes 344 amino acids. Gene Ontology annotation, cellular component: mitochondrial nucleoid.